Molecule: messenger RNA, 915 nt
Organism: Macroventuria anomochaeta
Lineage: Eukaryota; Fungi; Ascomycota; Dothideomycetes; Pleosporales; Didymellaceae
Exons: 4
Coding region: 1-915 (304 amino acids)
Cellular component (GO): cytosol
Molecular function (GO): glyoxylate reductase (NADPH) activity; NAD binding; hydroxypyruvate reductase [NAD(P)H] activity
Source: RefSeq, a predicted model, not a curated record
AUGCUUACGCAAAAGAUUGUGGUAACGCGAAACCUGCUCGAUGGGUGCUUGCAGCCUUGCGAUCGAUUAUGGCUUCUUGUAAAUGUGAAAGGAGCAGCCGGGCUCCUGGUAAUGGUCUCCGACAAAACCGAUAAAGAGCUAUUAGAAGCAGCAGGCAGCCAGCUGAAAGCAGUCGCGACAUUCACCGCUGGGACUGAUCACAUCGACCUCGCGGCACUGAAAAAGCGCAACAUUCGCUUAGGCUAUAUCACAGACUACCUCUCUGACGCAGUAGCAGACCUGACAGUCAUGCUAGGGUCGCAAAUGCCAUGGCAUCCUCUCCUCAUGGCUGGUCCUCAGAUCCGUGGUGUGACUGUUGGCUUCUUGGGCUUUGGCCGGAUUGCACAAGCUGCAUUGAAAAGACUUAUUGCCACCGAUAAGCGGGUUAUUUACGUUACGUCGAAGCCUGGAAAGCCGGUGUGGGAAGACUACUAUGAUCUCAUCAAGCAUAUGCAUGGCCUUACCGUUCCGGUCGAGGUUGCACGCAAUCUGGGUCAGCUUGCGAGCGAGAGCGAUGUCGUUAUCGUGGGAUGUGCCUUGACGCCGAGUACGAAGCAUCUUGUGAAUGCUGACUUCUUCAAGAAGAUGAAGAAGACUUCAGUAAUUGUCAACAUAGCGCGAGGUCCUGUAAUCGACACGAACUCGUUGGUAGAUGCGCUCGACCAAGGCAAGAUCUUCGGUACAGGCCUCGACGUUAUCGAAGACGAGCCAAACAUACAAGCCAUCUACCCUAUACUGGAGCAGCCACGUUGUGUUUUGCUGCCACACAUUGGUUCAGCCACGCUUGAGACACGAGAGCAGAUGGUCGCUGAAUCGGUGCAGAACCUGCUUGCUGGAUCGAUAGGGGAGGCUAUGGUCAACGAACUGAAACUAUGA